Molecule: messenger RNA, 1461 nt
Organism: Stylonychia lemnae
Lineage: Eukaryota; Ciliophora; Spirotrichea; Sporadotrichida; Oxytrichidae
Source: the annotation of a GenBank genome assembly
AUGGGACAGUCUUAUUCAAAUAACGUGAGCCCAUGUAAUAAAUAAACAUCUGAUUCUAAAAUUUAAUUCGAGCCUUCAUUAACUCAAGUGAAAUCUAAAAAAAUUGUACCCUCCAUUAUUAAAUAUGACUUAAAUGAGAAUGUUAACCUUAUUUAAAAAUAGGAGGAGUAAAAGGAUCAAGUGCGACGAGAAUGGGGUCUUCAAUCAGGUGAAUUGUUGAUUAUCAACUACGAGUACAUCCCCGAGCCAGUCUAGAUUCAAACAGAAUCGCAUUUAAUGUUCGAAAGCAAGGACUCUUCUAAAGGGGAUAUUAUGCGAAGGUGCAGUGAUACAUCCAGCACUAGCGAAAGUGAGGUAAACUCGUAGGAUGAUAAGUCUACUGGGUAUGAGAAAAUCAUGCGUAAACUAGAAAAAAAGAAGGGGAAAAUCUCUAAGGAGGAUUUCAGCAUUAUUUCAUUAAUAGGAACAGGCUCUUAUGGGAAGGUAUUCCUGGUAAGGAAGAUUGAAAGCGGCAAGAUCUACGCAAUGAAGGUUCUAACUAAAAGCUUCGUGCGAAAAUACAAGCAAGUCAAGCAUACUUGGACUGAGAGGAAGGUGCUUGAAAAGGUUGUUCAUCCUUUCAUUGUUAAAUUGAAGUAUGCUUUCUAAAGUCCAAAGAAACUUUUCUUAGUGAUGGAGUACUGCCCCGGUGGAGAACUAUUUUUCUACCUGUCAAAGAUGGGUCGCUUCAAGGAACGAUCUGCCCAGUUCUAUUCAGGAAAUAUUCUACUAGCUUUAGAAUUUUUGCAUAAGAAAGGUGUGAUAUAUAGGGAUUUAAAACCAGAGAAUGUAUUAAUAGCUUCAGAUGGUUAUGCAAAAAUUACAGAUUUUGGCCUUUCAAAAGAUGAUAUGCUAGCUGGCAAAUAAACUCUGAGUAUUUGUGGAACAACUGAAUACCUAGCACCUGAGAUGCUGCUUGGCAAAGGCUAUGAUACGUCUUGCGAUUGGUGGGGAUUCGGUUGUCUAAUAUAUGAGAUGCUGGUAGGUCUACCUCCGUUUUACUGCAAAAACUAAGAGGAAUUGUUUUACUCUAUAUUACAUAAAGAACCCGAUUACCCAGAAUUUCUAAGUGCAGAGUCAGUUAGUUUAAUUUCUCAACUUCUGAAUAAAAACCCAAGUAAAAGAAUGAAAAACUCUAAGCAGAUCAAAGGUCAUGCCUUCUUUAAAGACAUCGACUGGAAAAAGAUGAAGGAAAAGAAGAUAAAGCCCCCCUACAAGCCAGCUUUAAAGAGUGAAGACGAUAUAACACAUUUUGAUACCUAACAUGGCGUAGAACUCCUAAUUAAUUAGUAAAACAUGUUAAAUGAGACUAUUGAUAACAUCUAAUCCACAGUUGAUAAUGUAAAUGAUUUUGAAGGGUUUACGUAUGAUGGAAAUAGCCUACUGAUUGGGAGUGGAAUGGAACUUGACUCAAACCUAUGA